Molecule: messenger RNA, 1519 nt
Organism: Trichogramma pretiosum
Lineage: Eukaryota; Metazoa; Arthropoda; Insecta; Hymenoptera; Trichogrammatidae
Product: NADH-ubiquinone oxidoreductase chain 5-like
Exons: 1
Biological process (GO): electron transport coupled proton transport; ATP synthesis coupled electron transport
Molecular function (GO): NADH dehydrogenase (ubiquinone) activity
Source: RefSeq, a predicted model, not a curated record
GAAUUUAAUUUUUUUUUUUUGAAUAGAGUUAAUAUUAAUAUAUUUAUUUAUUUAGACUGAAUAACUUUUUUAUUUAUUUUUACUGUCUUAUUAAUUUCUUCAAUAAUUAUAUUUUAUAGAUCAGAAUAUAUAAGGCAUGAUUUAAAUAAUAUUCGAUUUUUUUAUUUAGUUUUUUUGUUUAUUUUAUCAAUAGUUUUAAUAAUUUUAAGUCCUAAUAUAAUUAGAAUUUUAUUAGGAUGAGAUGGUUUAGGUUUAACUUCUUACUGUUUAGUAAUUUAUUAUCAAAGAAAUUCUAGUUAUAAUUCUGGAAUAUUAACUGUUUUAAUAAAUCGUGUUGGUGAUAUUAUAAUUAUUAUAAGAAUUAGUUUAAUAUUUAUUUAUGGAAGUUGAAAUUUUGUAAAUUAUAAUAGAAUAUAUUUAAUAAUUAUUUUUUUGAUUAUAGUUGGUUCUUUUACUAAAAGAGCUCAAUUUCCUUUUUCAGUGUGAUUACCUGCUGCUAUGGCAGCCCCAACUCCAGUUUCUUCUUUAGUUCAUUCUUCAACAUUAGUAACUGCAGGUGUUUAUUUAUUAAUUCGUUUUAAUUAUAUUUUUUAUUUAAAUGAUUAUUUUCUAUCUUUUAUUAUAGUAAUUGGUUUAAUUACUAUGAUAAUAGCAGGAUUUUCAGCUAAUUUUGACUUUGAUUUAAAAAAAAUUAUUGCUUUUUCAACAUUGUCUCAGUUAGGUUUAAUAAUAAUAAUUUAUUCUUUAAAGAAUUAUAAUUUAACUUUUUUUCAUUUAAUUAUUCAUGCAAUGUUUAAGUCGAUAAUAUUUAUAUGUUCUGGUAUUAUUAUUCAUAAUAUACUAAAUUAUCAAGAUAUUCGUUUUAUAGGAAAAUUAAAAAAUUUUAUACCAAUAACUAGAAUAAUUUUUAUAAUUUCAAAUCUUUCAUUAUGUGGAUUACCUUUUUUUUCAGGUUUUUAUUCUAAAGAUCAGAUUUUAGAGUUUAUAUUUUUAGAAAAUAUUUCUUUUUAUAUUUAUUUUUUAUUAAUUUUAAGAACUAUAUUAACUGUAUCUUAUAGGGUUCGUUUAUCUUAUUAUUUAAUAUGUAAAAGAUUUAAUUUUAUUAAUUAUUUUAAUAUUUCUGAUAAUAAAAAAAUAAAUUAUUCAAUAUUAUUAUUAAUGUUUUUUUCAAUUAAUUUUGGAUUGUUUUUAAAUUUAUUAAUAUUUAAUAAUAUUGAAUAUAUUUAUUUAUUGGAUUUUGAGAAAAUAAUUUUAUUAAUUAUUUGUUAUAUUUCUAUUAUUUUUGGAUUAAUAAUAUUUAAAAUAAAGAUUAAUUUUAAAUUUAAUUAUAAAAUAAAAUUUUUCUUUGGUUCAAUAUAUUACUAUAGAAAUCUUAAUUUUUUUUAUACUAAUAUUUUUUUAUUAUUUGGAAAUUUAAUUUUUAAAGUCUUUGAUAAAGGUUGAAGUGAAAUAUUCUUAAAAAAAUCUUUUUAUUAUUAUGUUUACAAAUUUAAUAAUUUUAAUAUUUUAAAUAAUAAUU